GUAAAAAACCUGUUCCUAAUAAGACCUCGAAUCUCCGACUUUUCUUACACCACACUCACUGUCUGUUUUUCCCACUACUCAUCACCACUGCCACCAUGAGGCGGUGGGUCUCACCGCCUAAAACCACCGCCGGUUUAGGGCUGGCGGCAAUUUCUUAUGUAGUGGUGGACUAUUUGCGCCACCUUUCCCCAACUUGGCACGAGCGUCUCCAGCCAGCAUUAUGGUCAAUACUCGCUCUCAUCGCCGUCUCACGUGUCCCUUUCUACAAGCACUGGUCGUCUGAGUUUAGAGCUGCCAUUCCCUUUGUUGCUUCUAUGCUGUUUAUGCUCACUUGCCUUCUUUUCGAGGCUCUCUCUGUGCGCUUUGUCACUGCUGUUCUCGGUCUUGAUUGGCACAGUGAUACAUCUCCUCUACCUGACACCGGCCAGUGGUUGCUCCUUUCACUGAAUGAAAAGCUUCCAGAGACAUUGGUUGAGAUUCUAAGAGCCCGUAUUAUUGGACUGCAUCAUUUCCUGAUGUUGUUUAUGAUGCUGGCUUUCUCCGUGCUAUUUGACUCCGUAGAAGCUCCUGGACUUGGUCUUGGUGCAAGAUACAUGUUCACUAUGGCAAUUGGCCGUCUUCUUCGGGCUAUAACUUUUGUAUCUACAAUUCUACCAUCAGCCCGGCCUUGGUGUGCUGCAGCUCGGUUUAGAGUCCCUCCAUACCCUCAUCACUGGGCUCAGAAAUAUUAUGUUCCUUAUGCUUCAGAUGCAAAUGCUAUUCGUCAGAUAAUAAAUCAGGAUAUAGCUUAUGCUGAUACUGGGGAAUACCUCGGUGAUUACCAGCCAGAUUGGGGUUCCAUGAACUUCCUCAUAAAUUUCUUACGACCCACGCCUGCAGAAGGAGCAUCAUGGUAUAGUCUUCUGAAGAAAGCUGGAGGUGGCUGCAAUGACCUCCUAUACAGCGGCCAUAUGCUUGUUGCCGUGCUGACAGCUAUGGCUUGGACGGAAGCUUAUGGAGGCUGUAGCUCAGCUUUCAUAUGGCUGCUUGUGAUGCACAGUGCCCAGAGAGAAAUUCGGGAACGCCACCAUUACACAGUAGACUGUGUGGUGGCCAUUUAUGUAGGCAUCCUUCUCUGGAAGAUGACUGGUUUUAUCUGGCCAGCCAAGGAUUCAAUGAGAAGUAGAAGACUUGCAAAACUUGAGAGAAUUCAAGGUAGACUAAUCCAAGCAGCAAAAGACUCGGACAUGGACGAAGUGAGGGAGCUUCUCAAGGAGGUUGAGUUGGGCACUCAGGAGAGCCAGAACAAAGGCCACAGUAAGCAUUUGUGGUUGUUUUCUUGUGCGACCAUUUUCUCUGCACUAACAAUUGUCCUUCUAGCCUUCACAUGGACAAGCGACGGUUGAUUUCACGUUUUUCUCUCAUGGUUAUGAAGGUUUCGGCAGUGUAAUUCCACGCAUGUAAUAUUUUCAUUGUUGUUGUUGGUGUCAGAACUGGGCUGCGGGAAUUUCAUGGAAUUGUGCCAAUCCCCAAAAAAGAUGAUGAGAUUAAAAGCAGCUUCUUACAGGUCCAUAAUUGAAA
Molecule: messenger RNA, 1560 nt
Organism: Populus trichocarpa (black cottonwood)
Lineage: Eukaryota; Viridiplantae; Streptophyta; Magnoliopsida; Malpighiales; Salicaceae
Product: protein PHLOEM UNLOADING MODULATOR
Exons: 4
Coding region: 96-1385 (429 amino acids)
Biological process (GO): ceramide biosynthetic process
Cellular component (GO): endoplasmic reticulum membrane; Golgi membrane
Molecular function (GO): sphingomyelin synthase activity; ceramide cholinephosphotransferase activity
Source: RefSeq, a predicted model, not a curated record